Phlebotomus argentipes is the source of this 2354-nucleotide messenger RNA. RefSeq names its product phosphoenolpyruvate carboxykinase [GTP]-like. Lineage: Eukaryota; Metazoa; Arthropoda; Insecta; Diptera; Psychodidae. The record is from RefSeq and is a predicted model, not a curated record. Gene Ontology annotation, molecular function: phosphoenolpyruvate carboxykinase (GTP) activity; manganese ion binding; GTP binding. The coding region runs from base 392 to 2326 and encodes 644 amino acids. Gene Ontology annotation, cellular component: cytosol. Gene Ontology annotation, biological process: response to starvation; cellular response to insulin stimulus; gluconeogenesis. The transcript is spliced from 2 exons.
GACAUUCGGCGAGUGAGACGAUUGAAGCGAGCCUCCAAAUCCGUCCAAUCGCCUGAUACCCAGUGUCCCCACCUCGGCGUGGCAGCGCUAUAAAAGCUCGCUCGACGGGAGCAGUGGAAUUAUUCAGUUCUCGAGUGGCUCUCGCUGAAGAUCUCGCAGAGACUUCCCCAAUUUUCCCUCUCAUAUAUUACAAGAACGUGUGGUGGAAUUCUGAGAUACAAUCCCGUAAAUGAAUUACACUGAACAAUUCAACAAGCAAAUCUUCAGCAGUGAAAAGCACGAAAAGUCCUGGAAUCUGUUCGAUUACUUCUAGAAAUUCCCCGGUGAGGAAUUAAUUUGUGAACACACCCUACAGUUCAGGAAGACGUGAAAAUCAUCUUGACAUUCAACAAUGCCUGAAGUCAUCGAGAAAUAUUUUACCCAACUGCCCAGCCAGGUGGGUCACUAUGCUGUGCCGAAGAGCGUCGGCUCCAAGGCGGCGCCAGUGGCGGAUCUCAGCCGCCUGUCGCCUCAAGUGCGCCAAUUUGUGGAGCAAUCCAUCCUGCUCUGCGCGCCGGAUCGCGUGCACAUCUGCGACGGCAGCGAGACGGAAUAUCGCAGUCUGCUGGCGCUCCUGCAGCAGCAGGGCACAAUUGUGCCGCUGCCGAAGUACGACAAUUGCUGGCUGGCACGCACGAAUCCUGCCGACGUGGCCAGAGUGGAGUCGCGCACGUUCAUGUGCACGGAGCGCCGUGAGGAGUCCAUCCCGACGCCCAGAGCCGGUGUGGCGGGAAGUCUGGGCAACUGGAUCGCGCCGGCGGGCUAUGAUCAGGCGAUCAAGGAGCGCUUCCCGGGCUGCAUGAAGGGCCGCACGAUGUACGUGGUGCCCUUCUCCAUGGGGCCCGUGGGCUCGCCGCUGGCGAAGGUGGGCGUGGAGAUCACAGACUCGGCGUACGUGGUGGCGUCCAUGAGGAUCAUGACGCGCAUGGGCGCAGCAGUGCUGGACGUUCUGCAGGAGGACGACAGUGACUUCAUCAAGUGCCUCCACUCUGUCGGCACCCCUGCUACAGGAAAGGUCGACGUGGCGUCCUGGCCAUGCGAUCCCGAGCGCACAAUCAUCCUCCACAAGCCGGCGGCCAAUGAGAUUGUCUCCUACGGCUCCGGAUACGGCGGCAACUCGCUGCUGGGCAAGAAGUGCUUCGCGUUGAGGAUCGGCAGCACCAUUGCCAAGAGAGAGGGAUGGCUGGCUGAGCACAUGCUCAUCCUGGGCAUCACGAAUCCCGACGGCGAGAAGCGCUACAUCGCAGCGGCCUUUCCUUCGGCAUGCGGCAAGACAAACCUGGCCAUGAUGACACCCACGCUGCCCGGCUACAAGGUGGAGUGCGUGGGCGAUGAUAUCGCCUGGAUGAAGUUCGACGCCAGCGGCCAGCUGAGGGCGAUCAAUCCCGAGAAUGGCUUCUUUGGAGUGGCGCCCGGCACGUCGGACGAGACCAAUCCCAAUGCCAUGAAGACAAUCUUCAAGGACACUAUCUUCACCAAUGUGGCGUCCACGUCUGACGGUGGCGUCUUCUGGGAGGGCAUGGAGGCGUCUCUGGCGGCCGACGUGAAGAUCACGGACUGGCAGGGAAGGCCGUGGGAGAUGGGCGUGACACGCACGCCGGCUGCGCAUCCCAACUCCCGUUUCUGCUCGCCGGCGGCACAGUGCCCGAUCAUCGACGCCGCCUGGGAGGAUCCCGAGGGUGUGCCCAUCAGCGCCAUCCUCUUCGGCGGACGUCGGCCGGCCGGCGUGCCACUGGUGUACGAGGCCACGUCCUGGGCUAGCGGCGUCUUCGUCGGCGCGGCCAUGCGCAGCGAAGCCACGGCCGCCGCUGAGCACCGCGGCAAGAUGAUCAUGCACGAUCCCUUCGCCAUGCGGCCCUUCUUCGGCUACAACUUCGGCCACUACCUCAAGCACUGGCUCACGAUGGAGCAGCGCGCUGAGAAGGCUGGUGGCGUAGCGCCAAAGAUCUUCCACGUGAACUGGUUCCGGAAGGAUGCACAGGGCAAAUUUAUGUGGCCGGGAUUCGGCGAGAACUGCCGCGUCCUCGAGUGGAUCCUGCGCCGCGUGAAUGACGAGGAGUGCUACAGAGAGACGGCCAUUGGCCGCAUUCCCUCGUCGGGGGCUCUCAAUGUCGACGGCCUGACGCAGAAGGUGAAUCUCGAGGAGCUGUUCUCCCUGCCGAAGGACUUCUGGCUGCAAGAGGUGCAGGAUAUAGCCACGUACUUCGACAAUCAAGUGGGCGUCGACCUACCGCCGCAGGUUGCUCAUGAGUUGGCGACACUGAAGCAGCGCGUUGCCCAGCUGUAAACCAUUUAAUUGUAGCUGAAAUUCAGAG